AUGACUGUCCAGAAACUGGUGGCCACAGCAGCGCUGGUGGCCCUGGUCUCUCUUGUCCUCAACAACGUGGCGGCCUUCACCCCCAACUGGGUGUACCAGACGCUGGAGGAUGGGCGCAAGCGGAGCGUGGGGCUGUGGAAGUCCUGCUGGCUGGUGGACAGGGCCCGGGGAGGGCCGAGCCCUGGGGCCCGGCCAGGGCAGGCGGACGCUCGGGACUGUGAAGCUCUGGGCUGGGGCUCUGAAGCGGCAGGCUUCCAGGAGGCUCGAGGCACCGUCAAACUGCAGUUCGACAUGAUGCGCGCCUGCAACCUGGUGGCCACGGCAGCGCUCGCUGCGGGACAGCUCACCUUCGUCCUGGGGCUGGCAGGCCUGCCCCUGCUGUCUCCUGAUUCGCAGUGCUGGGAGGAGGCCAUGGCUGCCGCGUUCCAGCUGGCAAGUUUUGUCCUGGUCAUUGGGCUGGUGACAUUCUACAGAAUUGGCCCGUAUACCAACCUGUCCUGGUCUUGCUACCUGAACAUUGGUGCCUGCCUUCUGGCCACCCUGGCAGCUGCCAUGCUCAUCUGGAACAUUCUUCACAGGAGAGAGGACUGCAUUGGGCCCCGGGUGAUUGUCAUCAGCCGCUCCCUGACCGCACGGUUUCGCCGAGGGCUGGACAACGAGUAUGUGGAGUCACCGUGCUGAGCCUGCUCAGGACUUUAUAACUAAACAGUAUAGAAACUGAAGGGCUGUCUGUGCGGGCGAUUCAUAGGGUUUCCUAUAUAUACAUGUACGAUACACAGCUAUGUUUACUAUAUUAUAUAUAAAUAUAUUAUGUGGUUAUAUAUUGCCUGCUCCACCUCCUUCUGAUGCACCCAUGACUCGGCUUCACUUCUGAGCACAUUCCAAGGAGGAGACCAGCGGCUGAGGUGCAUGGACAGUGGCAGCCAGCUUGUUCUGCAUCUUGGCCUAGGAUUAAUUUAUUCUGUAUCUGCUGAGCGGUGGGUCCUUGGUCAUAUUUACUUUGGUAAAGCAGAAUACCCAGGAAGAUUUUCUGGAACUGUCUGUGGUCUUCCUUGAGUGACUCAGAAUUUACAAUCAGAUGGUUACGGCUUUA
Messenger RNA from Neomonachus schauinslandi (Hawaiian monk seal), 1093 nucleotides. RefSeq names its product transmembrane protein 204 (gene TMEM204). The transcript has 3 exons. Lineage: Eukaryota; Metazoa; Chordata; Mammalia; Carnivora; Phocidae. Bases 1 to 681 code for a protein of 226 amino acids. The record is from RefSeq and is a predicted model, not a curated record.